AUGUUGGUUAAAGUUUUCUCUUUUUUCAUCCUUAUGAUAAUAAUGGUAAUUGGCGUUAGCAAAGAAUAUUGUGAUGACAAACAGUCAUGUCAAAACCUUUUGUUGGAGCUUAAGGCGGGUUCAUCGUCACUCUCGGAGAUUAGACGUCGUGACUUAUUGAUCAUCGUUUUGAAGAAUUCCGUACGGAGGAUCGACAUGGCUAUGAUUGGUGUGAUGGAUGAUACAAAACAACAUGAAGAGAUGGAGAAUGAUAUGCUUGGUGUGAAGGAGGACACAAAUCUAUUUGAGGAGAUGAUGGAGUCGGAGGAGAAUUCCCACACUUGGCUUAGUAGCGUUCUUACUAGCUACAUCACAUGUAUCGACGAAAUUGGUGAAGGUGCCUAUAAACGCCGGGUCGAGCCAAAGCUUGAAAACCUCAUUUCUAGGGCAAGAGUAGUUUUGGCUCUUUUUAUCUCCAUUUCACUGAGAGACAACACCGAACUUAUCUCGGUGAUUCCCAAUGGCCCUUCUUGGUUAUUCCAUGUUGACAAGAAAGAUCUAUAUCUCAAUGCUGAGAUUGCUGAUGUUGUGGUCGCGAAGGAUGGGACCGGAAAGUACAGCACAGUGAAUGCGGCCAUUGCAGCGGCACCUCAACACAGCCAAAAGAGAUUCGUCAUCUAUAUAAAGACAGGCAUUUAUGAUGAAAUCGUCGUCAUUGAGAAUACGAAACCCAAUUUAACUCUUAUAGGUGAUGGUCAAGAUUUAACCAUCAUCACAGGCAAUUUAAGCGCUAGCAAUGUUAGAAGAACGUACAACACCGCAACUGUUGCUUCUAAUGGUAAUGGAUUCAUCGGAGUAGACAUGUGCUUUCGAAACACGGCCGGACCGGCAAAAGGACCAGCUGUUGCCCUCCGUGUGAGUGGUGAUAUGUCCGUCAUUUAUAGAUGUCGUGUCGAGGGAUAUCAGGAUGCCUUGUAUCCUCAUAGUGACCGCCAGUUUUAUAGGGAGUGCUUUAUUACCGGCACUGUAGAUUUUAUAUGUGGAAACGCGGUGGCGGUCUUUCAAUUCUGCCAGAUUGUAGCAAGACAGCCUAAGAUGGGGCAGAGCAAUGUCAUAACCGCUCAAUCACGCGCGACUAAGGACGUCAAAUCGGGCUUCUCAAUUCAAAACUGCAACAUCACAACAAGUUCGGAUCUAGAUACAGCAACCGUAAAAACGUAUCUUGGAAGACCUUGGAGGAGAUUUUCAACAGUCGCGGUUCUGCAAUCUUUCAUCGGUGAUUUAGUUGAUCCCGCAGGCUGGACUCCUUGGAAAGGAGAAACUGGUCUAUCAACUCUCCACUACCGCGAAUAUCAAAAUAGGGGUCCGGGAGCUGUGACUAGCAGAAGGGUGAAGUGGUCAGGAUUUAAAGUUAUGAAAGAUCCUAAAAAGGCUACAGAAUUCACUGUAGCCAAGCUCUUAGAUGGAGAAACUUGGCUGAAAGAAAGUCGAAUUCCAUAUGAAAGUGGAUUGUAA
Molecule: messenger RNA, 1494 nt
Organism: Arabidopsis thaliana (thale cress)
Lineage: Eukaryota; Viridiplantae; Streptophyta; Magnoliopsida; Brassicales; Brassicaceae
Product: Plant invertase/pectin methylesterase inhibitor superfamily
Exons: 4
Coding region: 1-1494 (497 amino acids)
Biological process (GO): pectin catabolic process; cell wall modification
Molecular function (GO): pectinesterase activity; enzyme inhibitor activity
Source: RefSeq, marked reviewed